AUGGACUCGCUGGCUAAGAUCUUCUUGUCGCUGCCGCAGGUAACAUUGAGCGGUGCGGGACUGCUGGGGAUAGCAUGUCACCAGAGUCUUCUGCAGCCGUUCGAGGUUGACAGCUACGGCUGGGAAUUAUUCUUAACCUUCUGGAUUGGGAUCGGAGGCUUGCUUUCUGGUUAUCUACAUGUGGCAGAGCUGGGCGUCAUCGAUGCUUUCGUCCGCAGCUCUGCAGUUGGAGCCGCUUUUUUGGCAGGCAUUUAUGGCAGCAUGUUGAUGUAUCGUGCAUACUUCCAUCGACUCCGUCGUUUUCCAGGCCCAUAUCCUGCGCGCCUUUCGAACCUAUAUCAUUUGCUGUCUAUGGCAGGCACGAAAUUGAAGUACCAUCUGCAUGUUCAGAAGCUACAUGCUCGUUACGGUGAUUUCAUCCGAACAGGGCCACGCGAGCUGACCAUAUUCCGCGCCUCCGCCAUCGAACUCAUCUAUGGCUCCUCGUCCAAGUGCACCAAAGGCGCCUGGUACGAUCAGAACUCCGGCGAUCCCGACAAGGUUGGAAUCGAGAAUCUUCGCGAUGCAGCGAAGCAUCGGCUGCGACGGAAAGCGUGGGACAAAGGACUGGGUCUUCGAGCGCUGGACAAGUAUGAGGCUCGAGUGACUGCGAAAGUCAACCAAUUGAUGGCUGGGAUUGGCACCGGCAAACCGGUGAAUAUCACCCAACACAGCACCUUCUAUGCUUGGGACGUGAUGGGAGAGAUCGCCUUCUCGAAAGACUUCGGCAUGUUGGAGACGGGGCUCGAGCACCCUGCAGUCGAUGGGCUGCACUGGGCCAUGACCACAGCUGGGGUUGUCACGACUCUCCCGUGGCUGAUGAAUAUGCUGCGUGUUAUUCCAGGGGCCACCGGUCGGUUCGAACGCUUUGCCGGCUGGUGCUCGGAGCAGCUGAAUACUAAACGCCAGGCACUUCUACGACAGAAGGCUGAAGGUACACUGGGAGAGCCACAAGACGUCAUGUCGUGGAUCAUAAGAGCCCAGCAAGAGGGGGAUAGGUCCGCUCCACCCACGGAGUCGGCCAUCAAGGAGGACGUACGCACCCUGAUUUCGGCCGGCAGUGAUACGGUCGCUAUCGCCUUUACCAACUUCCUAUACUUUAUGGCCAAAAACCCGAGGAUCUACCGGAAGCUGCAACGACUAGUGCGCGAGAGCUGCCCCGAUGGUGGGCCGGAGAGCUGGACUUAUGAACAGCUCAAGCGAGUCUCCUACAUUGACCAGCUGAUCCACGAAACGCUACGGUUGCGCCCGCCGGUGCCAAUGGGAUUUCCGCGUGAGACCCCGCCAGAGGGUUUACAGGUUGAGGAGAUUUACAUUCCGGGGAAUGUCAUUGUCAACGUUCCAAUUUGGGCGAUUCAACAGGACGAGCGCUAUUUCGAAUCGGCGACUGAGUUCCAACCGGAGCGCUGGGGAUCCCUCACCCCACAGACAGCCGCGUAUCUUCCUUUCCAGCGGGGCCAAUUCACCUGUGCGGGGAAAGCUCUCGCGAUGAUGCAAUUGCGAAUGCUGAUCGGGUGUGUGGCUCUACGGUUCGACGAUCUGGCGUUUGCGCCCGGAGAGGAUGGGGUGGUGUUUUGGACGGAGGCAAGAGAGACUUUGACCUUGUGGAUACCACCAUUGAACAUGAUGUUUUACCCAGCGGAAACGAGAAAGGAUGAAGGGGGAAAGGGUGUCGGGCCAUUUUGCUGA
Messenger RNA from Aspergillus brunneoviolaceus CBS 621.78, 1728 nucleotides. RefSeq names its product cytochrome P450. Gene Ontology annotation, molecular function: iron ion binding; monooxygenase activity; heme binding. The coding region runs from base 1 to 1728 and encodes 575 amino acids. The record is from RefSeq and is a predicted model, not a curated record. NCBI's taxonomy places the organism in Eukaryota, Fungi, Ascomycota, Eurotiomycetes, Eurotiales, Aspergillaceae. The transcript is spliced from 6 exons.